Messenger RNA from Phacochoerus africanus (Common warthog), 2609 nucleotides. RefSeq names its product serine protease 53 (gene PRSS53). The transcript is spliced from 10 exons. Gene Ontology annotation, molecular function: serine-type endopeptidase activity. The coding region runs from base 398 to 2179 and encodes 593 amino acids. The record is from RefSeq and is a predicted model, not a curated record. Gene Ontology annotation, biological process: proteolysis. Lineage: Eukaryota; Metazoa; Chordata; Mammalia; Artiodactyla; Suidae.
GAUGGAACCCACAUCCUCAUGGAUACUAGUGAGGUUCUUAACCCACUGAGCCACAAUGGGAACUCCCAGUCUAAGCAUUUUUACAUUCAACACUUCUUAGUUUUUCAGAUAGGGCACAGAUGGGCUAACUGUCCAAGGUCCCUUAAGUGUUCAGGGGAACUGGGAUUUGAACCCAGGCCAUGUGGCCAAGGGGAAGCCCAGGGAGAGGUGAUGAAUAGCCCAGGGUCACGCAGCCACAGCCUCAGAUCAAGGAAGGGCUGGCUCCCUUCCAGCCCAGGAAAAGCCAUGACACCUGACUCCUAACAAGUUGGGGGUGGAGUAGAGGUGGAGCUAGGGAGACCCAGGUGGCCUCUCUGAGAACCAGAGCACCAGAGGCGGCAGAGUGGCCUUGGGCAGCAUGAAGCAGAGCUGGGGACCGGGGCUGCUGAUCCUGGGAGCAGUGGUCCUCAUAGAGGGUCUUCAAGCAGCUCAGCGGGUGUGUGGGCAGCGUGGCCCUGGGCCCCCCGAGCCUCAGGAGGGCGACACGGUGCCUGGCGAGUGGCCGUGGCAGGCCAGUGUGAGGAGGCAGGGGCUCCACCUCUGCAGCGGAUCCCUGGUGGCAGACACCUGGGUCCUCACUGCAGCCCACUGCUUUGAACGGGAGGCAAUGACGGACUUGAACUCCUGGUCAGUUGUCCUGGGUUCCCUGCAGCAUGAAGGACUCAGCACAGGGGCUGAGGAGGUGGGGGUGACAGCUCUGCAGCUGCCCAGGGCCUACAACCACUACAGCCAGGGCGCAGACCUGGCCCUGCUCCAGCUUGCCCACCCGGUGGCCCACACACCCCUAUGCUUGCCCCAACCUGGCCAUCGCUUCCCCUUUGGGACCUCCUGCUGGGCCACUGGCUGGGAUCAGGACCCCAAGGAUGCUCCCAGGACCCUAAGGAAUCUGCGCCUGCGCCUAAUCAGCCGCCCCACGUGUAACUGUCUCUACGACCGCCUGCACCAGCGGCUGCUGGCCAGCCCGGCCCGGCCCGGGAUGCUGUGUGGGGGUCCCCAGCCUGGGGUGCAGGGGCCCUGUCAGGGAGAUUCUGGGGGCCCGGUGCUGUGCCGUGAAGCUGACGGACACUGGGUUCAAGCUGGGAUCAUCAGUUUCGCAUCAAGCUGCGCCCAGGAAGACACUCCCGUACUGCUGACCGACAUGGCUGCUCACAGCUCCUGGCUGCAGGCUCGCGCUCAGGGGGCAGCCUUCCUGGCCCAGAACCCCGAGGCCCCGGAGAUGAGCGAUGAGGACAGCUGUGUAGCCUGUGGAUCCUUGAAGAGAAGAGGCCCUCAGGCAGGAGCUCCCUCCCCAUGGCCCUGGGACGCCAGGCUGAAGCACCAAGGGAAGCUGGCCUGUGGCGGAGCCCUGGUCUCAGAGGAGGUGGUGCUGACUGCUGCACACUGCUUCAUCGGGCGCCAGGCCCCAGAGGAAUGGACUGUAGGCCUGGGGGCCAGAUCGGAGGAGCGGGGCCUGAGGCAAGUCAUCCUGCAUGGGGCCUAUACCCACCCGGAGGGGGGCUACGACGUGGCCCUCCUGCUGCUGGCCCAGCCCGUGACACUGGGCCCCAGCCUGCGGCCCCUCUGCCUGCCCUACGCUGACCACCGCCUGCCUGAUGGGGAACACGGCUGGGUCCUGGGGUUGGCCCACCAGGGAGCAGACACUGGCUCCCCUCAGACAGUGCCUGUGACCCUCCUGGGGCCCAGGGCCUGCAGCCGCCUGCACGCCACCCUCGGGGGUGACACCGUCCCCAUUCUGCCCGGGAUGGUGUGUACCAGUGUUGUGGGCGAGCCGCCCGGCUGUGAGGGCCUGUCGGGGGCACCGCUGGUACACGAGGUGAGGGACAGGUGGUUCCUGGCUGGGCUGCACAGCUUCGGAGACGCCUGCCAAGGCCCCACGAGUCCCGCCGCCGUCUUUGCGGCGCUCCCCACCUAUGAGAACUGGGUCAGCAGUCUGGACUGGCAGGUCUACUUCGCAGAGGAGCCGGAGCCUGAGGCCGAGCCCGGAAGCUGCCCUGCUAACAUGAGUAUGUGGCCCCGGAGCCUCCUACCCCACCUGCCUCUCUGGACCCCUUCUCUCGCAAUCUGGGGCAGGAUCUGUGGGUGGGGUGGAGCAGCCACAGACCCAGGUGGCUUCCGAUUCCGGCUCUUGGUCAUUGUUUAACUUGGAGCCGGCCUCGCGACUGCUCCGACCUCCCUUUUCUCAUCUGCCAUGCGGGGCCGAGGAGCACCUCCUUCCUCCUCCUCGGAGGGAGGGACGGAGGGAAGCUGGGAGGCCGCCGCCAAGCCCACCCUCCUCCCUCUCCCCGACAGGCCAACCAGCCGGCUGUUGACAGGUGGCCCUGGGAGGCCGCGGUUCCCACGCCACUGCCCCUGCUCCCCUCCCAUCCCUUCCUCAACUCCGACUGGCGACAGUGCAGUGGGCUCUGGGAAGGAGCCUGCCCCCGCCCCCACGCCCCGGGAGGUGUGGCCUGUGGCUGCUCCCCCACACCCAGCUCUGUGGCCCCGACGCAUGCGUCCUCAGCUUUCCCUCGUCUUCAUCCCUUCCGAUAUGAUCACACCAGCCGCGUACUUUGAAAAUUUCAUUUUUUUGC